AUGUCAGUUUAUUCGACGGAUUCAUUGGAGGACACGAACAAAGUAUCUCCGAGGUAUCAGGACUCUCUUCGCGGAGAUAACGACGAUUUUAAUUUGGCGUCGAUUAAGAUAUCGACAGAUUUGUGUGACAAUGUAUCGAUUCAAUCAAAACCAACCCAUGCAGUAUUAAUUCGGAGGCAAGUCUCCGCGACACAAAAUUUGUAUUCAGAAGGAAAGUCUAUUCCUAUCUUUCAGAACCUGAACAGUUUAAAGCGGGAAGAAGGAAGCUUGAACAAGAGGUUGGCCUCGGGAUGUCCCAAACGUUCGACGCGGAUGUUUCCGACGAAACGAAGUUGCUGUCCCAAAGAGAACCCGAUGUCUAUAAAGUCAGACAAAAAGCUUGGCAACGUGCUUACCCCGAGGAUUCAGCAGGCGAGGAAGCCGCGUUCCUAUUUGGAGCUUUAUCGUCAGAGAUUCAACGGACCACGUUGCAACGUCCGAUCUCCCGAGGGUUCCACCUUGUCGAUUUUCGGGGACAGCCAACAAGAGCAACUUACCGACGACGAUACACGUUCACCUGGUACCCCCAGGGACGAUCGCAGCGAACUCAGUUUUUAUCGUCGUAUAAUCGAGGGGGGAACCACCGCAGGAUCCUCCGAAACGGUGCAUCAACACGUGCCAGAAGGUACAAAUAACUCCGGUUGCCUGGACAGAGUUAGACGGAACGCGAGUGACGAUAAAUCGAAGAGUUCUGGCUACAGACCGUACACCAUCGAGGACUACAGGAGUUUGCCGAUACCGAAACUCGAUCGAUCUCUCGGGCCCGAUAAAGUUGAGAUGCAAGCGAAGAGAGAGUGGCUGAUGCGGCGAAGGUCAUACGGGAACUCGGUUAGCGAGUAUAAUCGCCAGAGGACACUGCUACAAACGCAGGAGCUCAAGUCGAAGCACGUCAUGGCUCAGAAGUGCUUUCUGCCUCCUUUGAAGGAUUUGGAUGCCGAUUCAAAGACGCAAGAUGAUUCUCUCUGUCCAACGAUAUUCGAAGACGCGGAGACACUUCCAAAAAAUAGCGCCAAGAAAUGUAACAAGUAUUCCAAGAGAAACGUCGACGUCGGUAAAAUAUUUUCGUCGAGCGAGUCUAAAAAAUUCGAGCGCAAGUCGAGCUUCAAUUCUCGCUCCAAGUCGCGCGAUGUCAUUGAAGAUUCAUAUUUGGAGUCCCUAAGGCAACGUCAUCUUCAUGAAAAGGAAAUGGUGGACCGUAUUAUAAACCGAGCGCCCUGCCUUUGACUACAUUCGAAACGACCUCGGACAUUAUUUAAUCCUCGUUCAAAGAAAUCAUGAAUUAUCUAAAUCGAACAAUGAAAACUGGUUCAAAUAAAUGUAACGCAAUGGAAGCCAUAUAAUACACUAUUCGAGGUUACGCUUCAAGGCACC
This is a messenger RNA of Hylaeus volcanicus, 1410 nucleotides long. RefSeq lists its product as uncharacterized. The record is from RefSeq and is a predicted model, not a curated record. Lineage: Eukaryota; Metazoa; Arthropoda; Insecta; Hymenoptera; Colletidae. Bases 1 to 1263 code for a protein of 420 amino acids. Gene Ontology annotation, biological process: axoneme assembly. The transcript is spliced from 6 exons.